This is a messenger RNA of Botrytis deweyae, 846 nucleotides long. RefSeq lists its product as uncharacterized. Bases 1 to 846 code for a protein of 281 amino acids. The transcript is spliced from 3 exons. Lineage: Eukaryota; Fungi; Ascomycota; Leotiomycetes; Helotiales; Sclerotiniaceae. Gene Ontology annotation, cellular component: nucleus; 90S preribosome. The record is from RefSeq and is a predicted model, not a curated record.
AUGUCAAUUGAAAAUGAACUCCAGGAUCCUCUGAUUGAAGAAGUGAGAGCUCCAACGACCGGAUCUGGACCUGGCACUUCCAAUAAAACAGCUUCGAAGAAAAGAAAGCGUGGAGGAAAUCAUGAUCAAGAGGGGCCCAAGGAAAAGAUUAACGAAGGUGCGAAAAGGAAGAAGCAUUCCUCAUUUAAUGAUGAGGAUAUCGAUCUCGAGGCUGGUCUCAACAACGCAAUUGCAAAGAUGAACGAUCAUUUGAUAGUUGAUUAUGUCGCAAGCCAAACAAGAAGAUUCGAAAGUGAUCUUAGUUCCGUUGAAUUAGAAGAUCGAUACAUACCAGUCUCUGCUGUUCAGGACACUACAUCAUGGACAAAGCCACGAAAUCUCGAUAAUUUACCAGAGUUUUUGGAGAAAUUUUCUGACAAUACAACAAAACUUUGGUCAGCGUCAAAGAAGAAUGGAUCACCACACACAAUCAUUGUUACUGCUGCAGGCCUCAGGGCAGCCGAUCUUGCUAGAGCGGUACGAAAAUUUCAGACCAAAGAUGUGAAAGUUGCAAAGUUAUUUGCAAAGCACAUCAAGCUCAAGGACUCCAUUGGAUUUCUAAAAUCUUCAAGGACCGGAAUCGCUGUCGGUACACCUCAGAGAUUGAAGGAUUUGAUGGAUGAAGGUUCGCUCGCGGUCGAUAGGUUGGAGAGAAUUGUGAUCGAUGCCUCUCAUAUUGAUCAGAAGAAGAGGGGUAUACUUGAAAUGAAAGAGACGCAGAUCCCUUUAACAACUUGGCUAGGCCAGAAACCAUUCAGGGAGAGAUAUGAAGGCUCCACGGAUAAGUUACAGAUUCUAUUUUAUUGA